Molecule: messenger RNA, 2829 nt
Organism: Candida dubliniensis CD36
Lineage: Eukaryota; Fungi; Ascomycota; Pichiomycetes; Serinales; Debaryomycetaceae
Exons: 1
Coding region: 1-2829 (942 amino acids)
Source: RefSeq, a predicted model, not a curated record
AUGGCAUAUGGAAUUAAAUUGAUUGGAGGUAUAAUUACCUUAUAUUUGUUUUAUGUAUGGACAUUUGUAUGUCCGUUGACUACAAUUGACACUGAUUCUACUAAUUCAUUAACACCUAUCAAUCAUCAUUUUUGUUCAUUAAGUAAUAAAUAUAUUAAACCUCAAUUUUAUCCAAUAUAUCAAUCCCACAUUAAUCCUGUUUUGAUCAAUUUAGAUGAAACUUUACAUGUUGGUGAAAAUAUUGAUAAAUCAAUUGAAAUAAUCCAUAAUUUUAACCAUCAAUAUAAAAUAAGUGAAUAUUACCAUCGGAUAUGUGAUUUAUUAAUUGAUUCAACUCAACAAGGAAUAAAUUAUUUCCAAGAUAAUAUAGCUCCACAAUUAUCAAGAUGGAUCAGACUAUUUAUAUUGAGAAUUAGAAUGUAUUAUGAGAUUUCUAAAAUCAAUUUAGAGUAUUAUUUAUAUCCAACAAUUAAUAAAUUUUAUAAACAAUUUGUUAGUAAAUUAAAAUCAAUUGAAUAUAUUAAUGAUUUUAUAAAUUGGAUCAAUGAAAUUUAUUUAAAAUUGGCUACAUCUAAACAUGCAUUGAAAUUACAACAAAAAUCCAAUUUUUUACAAACUGAAUUUAAAAAUUUGGUUACAUUUGAUGAUUUUAAUCCUAAACAAAUUAAAAAUAAUGUAUUACAGAUUGUUAAAGAUAUGCUUGGUGAAAAAUCAAUUGAACAAAGUUUGACUGAUGAACCAACUAGAGAUAAAAUACCAAUGGAACUAACCCCAACAGGGGAAACUACCUCCAAUGAAACACCAGUUUACCAAACUUCAAAUGAUUAUGUGUCGGUUAAUGAAGUGCAUGUGGAACAAGUUCCUGCUGAGGAAACUCCAGAUGAAGAAACUUUAGUCGAAGAGACUCUGAUUGAAGAAACGCCUGUUGAAGAAAUCCCAACUGAGGAGGAACCAAUUGAAAAAACUCUUAAGGAAGAAACAUCAAUUGAAGAAAUUCCUACUAAAGAAACCUCCAUUGAAGAAACCUUUUCUGAAGAGAUUCCAAUUGAACAAUACCUGGUUGAAGAAGAGGUUGUUGUUGAGGAAGAAAUUCCAAGUAGUAAUGAUGAUGAUGAAGAUGAUUCUGAAUUUGAACUUGAACCAGAAACCAUACAUAUAACUUCAACUAUUGUGGUAACCAAUAGUGAAGCUGAAGCUACUAGUAUUGAUGGAGCAGUUUCUACUGAUGAUCCUGUUUGGGGACCAAUUCUUCAUGAAAUCAAUUAUUGGGAAAAUAAAGUUAAUAAAACCAUGGUAUUGGCACUUAAUAAUUUGAAAAUUGAAAUGAAACCUAAAAUUGAUGAAAUUAUCAACAAUAUUAAACCAGAAAUUAGUGAUACUUUACAAGAUUUACAAAAAACCAAUUAUGAACAAUAUCAAUUGAUUCAUCGGAAAAUAUCUCAAAUUAAUAAAGAUUAUGAAGAAAUUAAAUUAACCAAUAAUAGUUUGAUUGAAACUAUUACUCGUCAAGAAAUCAGAGAUGAUAUUUCUAAUUGCACGAAAAUUUCAGAAGAUGCAUCAGCUAAAAUUCAAGAAAUUUUAAAUAAUAAUCAUGAAAAAAUUUUGACAAUUUUUUAUGAUAUAUUACAAGAUACCAUAGAUAUUUUAGAAACUUCUAGUGAAUCAAUUAUAAAUGAAUUUAAAAAUCAAUUGAAUUAUUUUAUUUAUCAAUCAGAAUUAAAAGAUUAUGAUGAUGAAAUAAAUUGGACCAUUUGGAAAAAAUAUCAUAAAAUUAAAGAAUCAUUAUUUGAAUUUAGAGACAAUUUAAUUAAAGAUGCUGAUGAUUAUCAAUUGGAUAAUAAGAAAAAUAUUGAUAAAUUGACAACAGAUUCAUUGAAUGAAUGGGAUAAUUAUUUAAAAAAUAUUGAAUUUCAUUUGAAUUUUUUGAUUCGUGAUAAUAUUGAAUUUUUACAAUUGAUUAGAGCUAAAGCUAAUAUUGCUUUUCAAAUGAGAGAAGGAUUAGCUGAUGAAUUGAAUAGAAUUAAAAGGGAAAAAGAACAAGAAAAAGCCAAGGAUAUAAAAAUUGAAACUCCUGAAUUGGUUGAUAUUCCAGUGGCAGGAGCAGUAGAUGCAAAGCAAGUAUAUUUUGAAUAUUCAGACGAUUCGGAAGAAUUGAGAGAUUUUGGAAAUGAUCUGAUUAUUGUUGAUUCAAAGGAGGAUCUUGAUAAAUCUUCAAAGAAAUCAUCAUCUGCUAGUCAAGAUACAGAGUCAGAAAUCUAUUAUUAUGAACAUACUGUGGGACCUAAUGAAGAUGUUGCUGAUGUAAAUGAUUUUAUUGUGGAAACAACAAUUGUUGAUUCAGAACAAUCUACUGCAUCAGGGGAAGCAACCAUAUUGAACCAUGACAAUGUUAAAAAUGAGACAGAAGCUAUAGAAGAAGUUGAGGUUGAAAUUGAAAUUGAGACUGAAGUAGAGGUUGAAUAUGAAACUGAAAUUGAAACGGAAAUUGUAACCAACACUCAAUUAGACAUUCAAUAUGAAACUGAACUUGAAAUUGAAUUUGAAACUGAGUAUGAGACACAAAUUGAAACUGCAUUUGAAACACAAAUUGGGGUGCCUAGUGUUGACACUUCUUCUUCAUUACAAGAUGUUACUGCCCAAUCUAUUGAGACUUCAUCAUAUCGAAGUAAUAAUGGACAACCUGAAAGUAUGAUUGAUAAAGACAACGAUGACGAAGAUGAUUAUGAUGUGGUUGUGGAAGAAGAGCAAAUCUUGAUACUAGAAGAAGAUGAUGAUGAUGAAGAAGACGAAGAAGAAGAAGAAGAAGGAGAAACUACCAAGAAAAUAUAA